AUGAGCUCGACGUCAACGGGGACUAUUAAACUUGGAGAAGAGGGAGGGAGUUCGACCACACCGCCCUCAUUCAAACCCCUCACUCUGCCACGUAUCCACCCGCCCGCCGACGUCAUCCUGAAGGAGAAACUGCGCACUCACCCUGAUUUGAGGUUUGACCUUCAUGAAGGUAUUCCUCGACCCGCGCCCUCGACGUUCCUCUUGGAGGACCUGGCAUGCCGCGGGACAAGGGAGGAGGGCGCCAACCGCAACAUCAACGUGUCGCCCGACUCUCUCUCGGUCGACCUUCACUUCAUGGGCGCGAACACGGGAACACGGCCAUCGACCCGUUCAUCGUUCUUCCAGACCCACGCUGUCGACCUUCAACCCAGCCGGGCUCGUCUCCUCGUCGGAUUGCCCCUUCUGACACCAACGCUCGUGUCUGCUGCGGUCAUGCCCAGGGUGUGGAAGGGGAUGGAUGACCCGCUGGGCUGUUGGACAGAGGAGGACAGGGCUAGUCCACGACAUGAGUAA
Molecule: messenger RNA, 513 nt
Organism: Cyclocybe aegerita
Lineage: Eukaryota; Fungi; Basidiomycota; Agaricomycetes; Agaricales; Hemipholiotaceae
Source: the annotation of a GenBank genome assembly